GUCGUCGCCGAUGGCUGGGAGCCGGGCUGGGAGGCGCUGGGAGAGCAGUGGGUUCCAGACGCGCCGCCGCCUGGCCGGGGGGCUGGCAUGGCCGCGUGCUUGUGAGCGCCGAGCGCGCGAGGGGCCGCUGCCACCAUGCCCGGGGGCGUGGGCGCCGUCCGGCUCUGCCUGCUGGCGCUCGCCCUGCCGGCGUGGACCAGAAGAGAAAACGGGGAAGGCAGCCCCCAACUGCAGCAUGAACUAAUAAUACCUCAGUGGAAGGUUGCAGAAAACCCCACGAAAGAAAAGCAUCCACUCAAAGCUGAGCUCAGGGUAAUGGCUGAGGGGCAAGAAUUGAUCGUGGACCUAAAGAAGAAUGAGUACCUUUUUGCUCCAGCCUACACAGAAACCCAUUAUACUCCAAGUGGCAACGCUCAAACCACCAUGCUGAAAUCUGAGGACCACUGCUUUUACCACGGGACGGUGAGGAAGGCAGAACAGUCCAGUGUCACACUCAGCACCUGCCGGGGAAUAAGAGGACUGAUUAUGGUGAGAAGUAACCUCAGCUACAUCAUCGAGCCCCUUCCUGGCAGUGAGGGCCACCACCUCAUUUACAGAUCUGAACAUCUCAAGCUGCCCCUGGGGAACUGUGGGUUUGAGCACUACAAGUCCACCACCAGGGACUGGGUCCUUGAGUUUACGAACCAGACCAAGAAAAGACCUCGCAGGAUGAAAAGGGAAGAUUUACACUCCAUGAAGUACGUGGAACUUUACCUUGUGGCUGAUUAUGCAGAGUUUCAGAAGAAUCGCCGAGACCAGGAUGCCACCAAACACAAGCUCAUGGAGAUCGCCAAUUACGUUGAUAAGUUUUACCGAUCCUUGAACAUCCGGAUUGCCCUUGUGGGCUUGGAAGUAUGGACUCAUGGGAAUAUGUGUGAAGUUUCGGAGAACCCCUACUCUACUCUCUGGUCAUUUCUCAGUUGGAGGCGCAAGCUGCUCACCCAGAAGAACCACGACAAUGCACAGUUAAUCACGGGUAUGUCCUUCCAUGGCACCACCAUUGGGCUGGCCCCCCUCAUGGCCAUGUGCUCCGUGUACCAGUCUGGAGGAGUCAACAUGGACCACUCUGAGAAUGCCAUUGGCGUGGCUGCCACCAUGGCCCACGAGAUGGGCCACAACUUCGGCAUGAGCCAUGAUUCUGCGGAUUGCUGCUCGGCCAGCGCAGCUGAUGGCGGGUGCAUCAUGGCAGCUGCCACUGGGCACCCCUUUCCAAGAGUGUUCAAUAGAUGCAACAGGAAGGAGCUGGACAGGUAUCUACAGUCAGGUGGUGGGAUGUGUCUCUCCAAUAUGCCAGACACCAGGACGCUGUAUGGAGGCCGGAGGUGUGGGAAUGGGUACCUGGAAGAUGGGGAAGAAUGUGACUGUGGGGAGGAAGAGGAAUGUAACAACCCUUGCUGCAAUGCCUCUAAUUGUACCCUGAGAGAAGGCGCGGAGUGUGCCCACGGUGCCUGCUGUCACCAGUGUAAGCUGCUGGCCCCUGGGACCCUGUGCCGUGAACAGGCACGGCAGUGUGAUCUCCCAGAAUUCUGCACGGGCAAGUCUCCCCAAUGCCCCACCAACUUCUACCAGAUGGACGGCACUCCCUGCGAGGGCGGCCAGGCCUACUGCUACAAUGGCAUGUGCCUCACCUACCAGGAGCAGUGCCAGCAGUUGUGGGGGCCUGGAGCCCGGCCCGCUCCCGAUCUCUGCUUUGAGAAGGUGAAUGUGGCAGGGGACACCUUUGGAAACUGCGGGAAGGACAUGAAUGGGGAACACAAGAAGUGCAACAUGAGAGAUGCCAAGUGUGGGAAGAUCCAGUGUCAGAGCUCUGAGGCCCGGCCCCUGGAGUCCAAUGCAGUGCCCAUUGACACCACCAUCAUCUUGAACGGGAGGCAGAUCCGAUGCCGGGGCACCCAUGUCUACCGUGGUCCUGAGGAGGAGGGGGACAUGCUGGACCCGGGCCUGGUGAUGACCGGGACCAAGUGUGGCUACAACCAUAUUUGCUUCGAGGGGCAGUGCAGGAACACCUCCUUCUUUGAAACGGAAGGCUGUGGGAAGAAGUGCAAUGGCCAUGGGGUUUGCAACAACAACCAGAACUGCCACUGCUUCCGAGGCUGGGCCCCACCUUUCUGCAACACCCCCGGCCAGGGGGGCAGCAUCGACAGUGGGCCCAUGCCCCCUGAGAGUGCUGGUCCUGUGAUAGCUGGAGUGUUCACGGCCAUAUUUGUGCUGGCAUUCCUUAUGCUGAUGUACCACUACUGUAAACAGAACAACAAACUGGGCCAGCUCAAGCCUCUAGCCCUCCCUUCCAAGUUGAGGCAACAGUUCAGUUGUCCCUUCAGGGUGUCUCAGAACAGUGGAACUGGCCAUGCUAACCCAACGUUUAAGUUGCAGACUCCCCAGGGCAAGCGAAAGGUGACCAACACCCCUGAAACCCCACGGAAGCCCUCCCAACCUCCUCCUCGGCCCCCUCCAGACUAUCUUCAUGGUGGAUCCCCACCUGCACCAUUGCCAAUGCACCUCAGCAGGGCUGCUAGGAGCUCCCCAGGGGCCGGGUCCCAAGUAGAGAGGAAAGAGUCAUCCAGGAGGCCUCCUCCCAGCCGGCCAGUUCCCCCGGCACCAAAUUGCAUCCUCUCCCAGGAUGUUUCUAGGCCGCGGCCGCCGCAGAAGGCACUGCCGGCUAACCCUGUGCCAGGCCGUAAGAGCCUCCCCAGGCCAGGUGGCGCCUCCAUGCUGCGUCCCACUGCCACUACCCCUCUUCAGUCCCGGCCUCUGGCAGCACCUGUCCCAAAGGGAUGAAUUUCCAGAGCAAAAGCCAAGGACCAAACCUUAGUGUUUCCUGGUGCCUGCAUGACUAUCCGUUAAAUUAGGGUUAGAGUUUUUUUUCUUUCAUAUGAAAGGUGAUGCUUAGGAGUCUGAACUGUGGUGCCUUCAAACCUGGAUCUGCAGCUGGCCAGCAGAAUAGCCCUGAGCAAAUCAUUCUUGAGUCUCAGCUUCCUUCUCUGGAAAGAGGCAAUAAGAAGCAGCAGUAGUCUGCCCCAUCAGGCUGCUGCAAAGGUCAAGGCAGUUAGUUUAUAUACACUGCUGGCUAGUGAAAGGCUAUUUACAAAUGGCCCAGCUUCUUCCCUCUCCCCUGGGGCUGACAUGUUCUCAGGCUGCCAGUCCUGGAAGUUGGGGCAGAGGGGAGGAGGCGAGGAAGCUGGCCGACUGCCCUCUGUUCCCACCAGGCCUGGGAAAUGUGUAAACUGAACUGCAGCUCAGGUUGGGGGCACCACCUCACCUCUCACUGGAGGGUUGAUAGUCUGGACGCACAGGCACGGCGACACAUUUCUACGGGAAACCAUUUCUAGCUGACGGUCUAUCCUCCUGACCUGUCGAAAGCAAGAGGACAGAUCCCGUUGACCCCAUUGGUCAACAUUUAGCUGAUCUCUCUCUCCCUCCCCUUUCUUUGUUUCCACAGUUUCCUGAAUACAGAUCACAGAGGGCUGGGGGGAUGAUUGGCCCGAAGAUCUAACCCCUCUAAAGGGGUUUAUGCCUUUCCUUGAGGACUCUGAACCCCACCUCAUCCCAAAGGAUCCGUGGCCAUGGAACCUGGAAAAAGCAUGUCUGGCCACCUCCAAGCUCCUCCUCCCCUCUUUCCUUCCUCCCAGAACCACCGCAUCUCCAAAAAUCUCCUUCUUGACUCAGUGCCUCCUUGGCUUCCUGGGAGGCCCAGAGAGACUACUGUCCAGUGGCAUCAAAAUGUUGUUUUGUGCAAUAUACUGCCCCAGGGGAGGGAGGAGAGAACACAGAUGAAGACAAAUGGAAGCUUCUCCAACCUCCCUUGGGUUGGCCUGUCACCUCAGAGGUGCCAGUGGGGAUGUUCUGGGCUGUAUGACCAUACAGGCCCAGCUGGGAAAAGUCCUGUUCAGCCCUUCAGCCCACGACUUGGCUUGGAGAAGCCAUUCAUCCACAUCCUGUGGUGGAGGGAAUACAUGAGAGCUUUCCAUUUCUUCUCUCUUGAAGGUCCCAGGCUUGACAGAGGCUGGGCAGUUACUCAUCCCUUUUAGCUCUGAGAUUGAGAGGGGUCAGGCCAGCCUCUACCGUGGCCCUGUCCAGGGCCUGGUCGAGGCCACCACUCCUGGCUCUGUGGCCACAUGUGAGCAAGUGAAGUCUGCUCCCCUCCCACCCCUCUAAACCCCCACCUCCCCUUAUUCACACGGGUCGCCCUGACUCCAACAGGUACUAUUUGUGGGCAGUAUAGACAGCAGAGGGAGCACCAGGCUUGGGCCUCCUCUGAGCCAAUGCCAAAGGUUGUGGCUCUCACCUCGGGAUCAUUCUUGGUUGCCUUUUGUUUCCUUGUCUUAAUAAGUGCCCGGCGCUUUUGAUUUCUCCCUUCAGAAAUUUCUCCUUCCCCACUCAGAUCUACCUAAGGUGUGGUGCUGCGGUGAGUGGGUCUUCAGCAGUCCCAGCCUCCCAGAGACCUGGUGCUUGUGAGUUACAAGUGAGGGUCCUGCUGCAAGGGUUGGCCACUGGAUUUCCUAUGUGGUUCUCACGGCUCUUGACCAGAGGACACUCAGGCCAUGGCUGUGGGAGUCGAAGCUUUUUUUUCCCAUUGGGUUUUGUGACCUCAGCAGAGUGAGGGUGUCUUACCCUCUACUCCCUGGUGGAAAUCUAAGUAAGGUCCUCAGGGAGGGUAGCAAAGGGGGCAGAACCCCAGCCUGUCCCUAGGUCUGGUUACAGAUUGGAGUCACGGUUGUUGCCCUCUGAGCAAAGAGCUGACCUGUCCCUAGAGAUCUGUAGAGAAGUAGCAGUCAGCAGUCUUGAUGGAACAGAGUCAGAGCUGGAGCCACCAGGCUUUUUAUCAUCCACAUCCUCGUGUUCUUUCUUCUGGUCACUGCCUUUAUCUGACUUUUAUAGAAAGAACUCGGAGCAGCUGGGAAAAUGCCACUGCAUUGGGUACUGCCCUCCCCAGAGCAGGAAAGGAAGGCUUUGUGGUGCUCUGCUAAAUUGGACAACUUGUCACUGGAGAUGUUCUCUGGUGGCGGUCUCCACCCCCAGAAGGGUGCUGUGCUGUCCCCACCUCCUGCAGUGAGCCGUUGUUCAUGCUUGAAAACCUCAAUACAAGGAAGAAGCUUGAGCUUUUACUCCCCAGCCACCAACCCAGGGCCCCCUUACAGUUCUCUGCACACAACAGGUGCUCGAUAUGUGUUCUCGGGUUUUAGACAAGUGGGAGAUUUGGAAUGUACCCUUGGGGACACACAUGAGGUAGAUUUAGAAAGAUCUCAGGAAAAUGGGUUUCCUUUCCCUCAGGUAGUCUGAUAUUCAUGCGUCUGUCUCCCAGACAAGGGCCCUGGUUGAUCCCCAUAGCCAGUUUCCACCUUCCUUGCUGCCUGAUUAGGUCAGGGGACAGCCUUCCAUGUAAUUGUGCUACUCCAAAUGCCCCAGGCCUCAAGGUUGGGUCCCAGAAAAGUAAAGGUGAAAACACCCUGGCCAAAAAAAAAAAAAAAGUCACCCUUAUGCCCACCUGCAUGUUUCACAGACGUUCCUGUGGUAUGUCUAGCUUUUUUCCCACAUACCAGGAGGUCGAAGGCUCUGAAGUGAAAAUGCCAUAGCCAUUGUGGCUGCAUGAGCCUUUUGAACCUGAAAUCCACUCUCCCUGGAGCCAUACCAGAAAGAGUCCUGGGUUGUGUUUUCUUUUUUUUCUGUUUUUGUUUUCCGUUAUUUUAAUACCACCUCUAUCCCAUAAAAUUGUACUGUGAACUGGAAGAAGGUCGAAUUUUUUAUAUUUGAUGGAGACUUUUGGCGGCCAGUUCUAUUUACUGUUUCACUUCUGGCUGUGUCCAGGGACUGGGAGUCACCGUAUUGUCAGGCUGAGCAGGCUGCCCAAGAGUGAGACUGACCACUGCGUGCUCCCUUUUCCUUCCUGUGCCCCUGUGCUGCUUUGAGGUGACAAAUAAAAACAAAUAUGGCCUUAGGUUAAAAGGGAUUUUAUUUGAAAGGAUUACUGCAAGACAAGGAAAGGGAACUUGCAUUCGGGGCAGGUGCUGGCAGUGGGGGGAAUGCUCAAGUGAGCUCUUGUAAGAUCUGCAAGUAUCUCAAAGCUCAUAAAGGGGCCUUUUAUUUGAUAGGAUGGAGUGGAUGUGACUAGAAAGAACUGCAGUUGGAGCAUCCUUGCACUCAGCCUCCUUGUGGGGGGCUGCUACAGAAGGGCCGUAGGUUGGCUCAGGCUGAGGGUGGGCCCAAGUUCAGAGCCUGGUGGGGAGAUGAGCCUAGCUAAAGCUGGUGGAGUUAACCAGUCCUUUGUUCAGAUGGAGCUGUAUGGAAAUCUUUUUAAAAGCUAACUUAACCUGCCAGUUUUACAGCCCUGUAUAUGUUCUUCUUAAGAACCUGGGAGCCAUCUCUGAAAAGUAAACCUCAAGGGACCGCAAGGGAGCUAGCAUCCCCAUCCGCCUGUCUCAGUGGGAGUUUUACCCAGGAACCGACUUGCUGUUGGUUGUUUUUAGCGUUGUUUACUUCUCCCUGUAAAAGCCCUUUUCUGCCCCAGCUCUGAGAUGCCUGCAGAUCCUAUAGUAUUGUGAGAGCCCCUUCUCCAUACUGCAGUAGCUCCUUGCUGUCUCUUGCCAUAAUCCUUUUGAAUAAAACCUCCCCUUACCUAUGUCCAAAUUUGUUCUUUUUUGGCAAAGGGUAUGAAAGACUUGUGUAUUUUAAAUGGGGGACCAGCUCUAAAGUCAGGAUUGUGUUAAAUGUGUAUAUAACAGCUCUACUGGCCACCCAAGAAAGCCAAGGGAACGCCAACUGGAAAGGUGCCCCAUCCCUAGGGAAGCUUGCUAAGAGGGGUUCUGCAGAAUCCAAGCCAGUGUCCCCAGAGCCACCCUUCUGCUCAUCCUCUCACACCAUCCGCUGUGUGUACGUCUGUGUCUGGGAUCUAGGGCAUGUGAAUUUUCUUUUUAUUUGGAGAUUGUUCACGGAAAACAGAUCCUCUUCUCUCUUGUCCACCUAUUAAUUGUUUACAAUAUUUGUACAUCUAUGCAAAAUACUUGAAUGGGCCAUGGUGCCUUUUCCCCCCCUUGUUUGUAUUUAAUUAAAAUAAAUUGUCAUUCGAAA
Molecule: messenger RNA, 7104 nt
Organism: Prionailurus viverrinus (fishing cat)
Lineage: Eukaryota; Metazoa; Chordata; Mammalia; Carnivora; Felidae
Gene: ADAM19
Product: ADAM metallopeptidase domain 19
Exons: 23
Coding region: 136-2817 (893 amino acids)
Biological process (GO): membrane protein ectodomain proteolysis
Molecular function (GO): metalloendopeptidase activity
Source: RefSeq, a predicted model, not a curated record